Messenger RNA from Perognathus longimembris pacificus (Pacific pocket mouse), 504 nucleotides. RefSeq names its product ATP synthase membrane subunit f (gene Atp5mf). Bases 116 to 382 code for a protein of 88 amino acids. Gene Ontology annotation, biological process: proton motive force-driven mitochondrial ATP synthesis. Gene Ontology annotation, molecular function: proton-transporting ATP synthase activity, rotational mechanism. NCBI's taxonomy places the organism in Eukaryota, Metazoa, Chordata, Mammalia, Rodentia, Heteromyidae. The transcript has 4 exons. The record is from RefSeq and is a predicted model, not a curated record.
CCACUUCCCGUGAGCCUCUGCUCCCCGCGCCGGCUCGCGCGCAGGCUCUCUACCCAGCAACCUUUGCGCGGCGCGGCGCGGUGCGGCGCGGCUUAGCGGACACUAGGACUCCAAGAUGGCGUCAGUAGUACCACUGAAGGAAAAGAAACUAAUGGAUGUCAAACUAGUAGAGCUGCCAAACUGGAUUUUGAUGCGGGACUUCACCCCAAAAGGCAUUGCCGGAGCAUUUCGAAGAGGUUAUGACCGAUACUUCAACAAGUACAUCAAUGUGAAGAAAGGGAGCAUUGCCGGGAUCAACAUGAUGCUGGCUUGCUAUGUGCUUUUCAACUACAUCCGUUGCUACAAGGAUCUCAAACAUGAACGGCAUCGCAAGUACCACUGAAGAGCACAUGAGGCUACUUGUAUUUUUGAUGGCAGCUGCCUGGCCUGGCUCCCAUCUGUCACCUUAAUCGCAGCAGAGUCCCUCCACAUCCUGAGACAAUGCCCAAUAAAAGGUGUCUGGUA